This is a messenger RNA of Pungitius pungitius (ninespine stickleback), 1058 nucleotides long. It is a transcript of the gene dusp19a, whose product is annotated as dual specificity phosphatase 19a. Gene Ontology annotation, molecular function: JUN kinase phosphatase activity. Gene Ontology annotation, biological process: protein dephosphorylation; regulation of MAP kinase activity. The transcript is spliced from 4 exons. NCBI's taxonomy places the organism in Eukaryota, Metazoa, Chordata, Actinopteri, Perciformes, Gasterosteidae. Gene Ontology annotation, cellular component: cytoplasm. The record is from RefSeq and is a predicted model, not a curated record. Bases 21 to 650 code for a protein of 209 amino acids.
UGAUCCGGUCCGGUCCAGUCAUGCAGUCCCUGACCGAGGAGAUCAAGAGCUUCUCUCGGACCCGGCUGAGGAAGCAGUGCACACGCGUGACGUCACUGAGCGGCCGUCGCAUCAUCGAGACCUGGAAGGGCUCCACCAUCACCGUGGUCGAAGACCCCGCACCCCCAGAGAAGAUGCUGGGAUACGUCCCCGAUACCUCCUGGGACCUGCAGGUGGGCAUCGUGAGGCCCUACCUGCUGCUGGGUUCUCAAGAUGCUGCACAUGACUUUGGCACUCUGAAAAAACACAAGGUGUCUCACAUCCUGAACGUGGCCUUCGGGGUGGAGAACGUGUUUCCUGACCUGUUCAUCUACAAGACCGUCAGCAUCCUGGAUCACCCCGACGCCGACGUGCUGCUGCACAUCCAGGAGUGCUGUGACUUCAUCCAGAAGGCUCGCAGCGAGAAAGGCGCGGUGUUGGUCCACUGCAACGCCGGUGUGUCACGUGCGCCGGCCGUGGUCACCGGCUACCUGAUGGCGUGCGAGGGCCAGUCCUUCGACGCCGCCCUCUCGUUGGUCAAAUCGGCCCGGCCCGCCUCGUCCCCCAACCCCGGCUUCAUGGAACAGCUGAGGAGCUGCAAACCACCGAUGAUGAACGGAUGCAAACGCUGACGGAGGAAGGGAAGAUGCCCGAGGCGCUUCCACGGGUUUUAAGAAGAAAUGCGUUUUGACUUUAAUGAGAAAUAUUUCAUGUGAUUCCAAGACUUGUAACGAAUCACAUUUGGGGGUUUUGUGUGUCUGAAAAGAGACGGAUCUGGUUGUAUUUCGUCAUCAGACAAUGAAAAUUUAAAUUACUGCACAGCACCUGAACUCUUUAAAACGGAUUUGGCCUGAAAUACCACAUGUUGGAAACUGAUUCAUCCGAUCCCAUCCAUUUAAUGAUCUGUACCUGUUAGAUGUGGUUUUAUUUGUAUCGAGACUAAAUGCAUCUUCCUGAUUGUGUGGUUUUGUUCUGCGUGUUUUGAUGAUGUCAUGGUGUUACUCAACACUUUCAAGUGUUUUCCCAAAAACCUUGCCUUG